CUGAAAUAUGAUGAUAUUUCCGAAAAAUUAUCAAAAUUUUUGCCGACCGGUGACGAAUAUCGUGUCGCAGCCGGCCGAUAAGCGAAAACACUAGAAAAGAAGAAAAAAUUAAGAGAAGAAAAAGGAAAAAUGCCAAAACUCAUGCUCGUUGUAUCUGCUGAGUUGAAGAAUAUUGUCAUUCUCCAACCUCAGGAUGGUAGUGACGAUGAGACCAUCAACUACUUUUUCAAGCUGAAGUGUGAAUAUUGUGGGUGGAUUUCUCAUAACAAUGCCUGUGUUUCUAUAAGUAUCAAAGAAAAACCCACUGGAAAUCGAAGAAAUGAUAAUUUGAAUUUGUCCAGAAAGUGUCAAGGAUGUGAAAGACAUGGCGAGAUCUCGUUAAUCCCUGGACAUGGGACUCCAUUAAGCCAAAAUCACUGCACAGAGGUGGAUUUGAUGUUAUUUCAUUGCGACGGAUUACUCCCUGUGGAGUAUUCAUUCAACGGUGGAUGGUUGGCUACAACGAUUUCUGGCAGAGAAAUUCAUGUUGAUCUUACUAUGGGAGAAUACACGGAUGUAAUCGAUGGAGUGGAGGUAUCAAUCUCAAAGCUAAAAGCCAAAUUUGUGCCAUAUUGGGGUUGAUGGCACUUCAGUUUUAUGUUUCUGAUUUCAGUACUUGGGUUGUUGUGGUUGGGUUUGCAGUUUGGUUGCAGUAGUUGGGGUUUCUUAUUCCUGUAGUUUUUUUGACUUUAUGAUUGUAAUAGUAACUUGUUUUCUGUUUCUGUUAUUUGACUUUAUGAUUGCAAUAGUUGUUUUUUUUA
This is a messenger RNA of Vitis vinifera (wine grape), 800 nucleotides long. RefSeq lists its product as uncharacterized. Gene Ontology annotation, molecular function: zinc ion binding. The transcript is spliced from 5 exons. The coding region runs from base 130 to 621 and encodes 163 amino acids. The record is from RefSeq and is a predicted model, not a curated record. Lineage: Eukaryota; Viridiplantae; Streptophyta; Magnoliopsida; Vitales; Vitaceae.